AAUAAUGCGAGCGACACUGUGGCUGGUGACAUUCUGGAUGGCAAUGGUCUCAGCCAAGUCUAAACAGCACUCCAGGGUAGAUCGCAUGUGGCGCGUGCAGAAGAAAUCAUGCGAAUCCAACGAGUGCCGCCACUUGGACCUGAUGACCAACAUGAAUUGCGUGCACGAAUGCAUUUCCCCGACGUGUUUCACUGAAGUUUAUGCGUCUGAACCGCUCGAAGAUGGCGAAAUCGACGAGUACCGCUACAACAAGUUCCUCACGUGCGUUCGCAACGAUUACCGUUUGCGAGCACGGCGACCGUCCAAAGACGAGCUAUAAUAGAACCGUCGUGUCGUUCAAUGUAGCUACUAGCAAUCCAGUUUUUUGCACAAUCAACACUGCUUAGGAUAAACAAACCCUUAUACUACC
Aphanomyces astaci is the source of this 409-nucleotide messenger RNA. RefSeq lists its product as hypothetical. The coding region runs from base 5 to 319 and encodes 104 amino acids. The record is from RefSeq and is a predicted model, not a curated record. The transcript has 3 exons. Lineage: Eukaryota; Oomycota; Saprolegniomycetes; Saprolegniales; Verrucalvaceae.